AUGUUAGACAAUUAUAAAAAGAAAGAAGAACAACGAAUGGAUAUCGUGAAAAUGAAAAUGCUUAGGCUUAGUUGGACACAGCCUAACAGUUUAGAGAACUUUGCAGCAGCUGACCAGUUUAGAGAACUUGUUUUAGGGGCUGAACGAGGAGCAAGUGAAAACAUUUCUGAAUCAACAACAUCAACAUUAAGAUCUAUUGCGGAACAGGCACCAUCAACAUCAAGAGCUACUACGGAACAGACACCAUCGACAUCAAGAGCUACUACGGAACAGACAACAUCGACAUCAAGAGCUUCUGCGGAGCAGACACCAUCAACAUCCACAGCUAAACCUGGUCCUUUACCUUCAUAUUCAGGUGUCGUUAAAGUAUCACAUCAUGUAGCUCCCAUAGCAAAGAAAUUAUUUAAAAAUUCUACUUAA
Molecule: messenger RNA, 420 nt
Organism: Diabrotica balteata
Lineage: Eukaryota; Metazoa; Arthropoda; Insecta; Coleoptera; Chrysomelidae
Source: the annotation of a GenBank genome assembly